Dentiscutata erythropus is the source of this 306-nucleotide messenger RNA. The record is from the annotation of a GenBank genome assembly. Lineage: Eukaryota; Fungi; Glomeromycota; Glomeromycetes; Diversisporales; Gigasporaceae.
AUUGUUGAGUUUGGUGGAAUUGUUGAGUUUGGCAGGAUUGUGAAGUUUGGCGGGAUUGUGAAGUUUGGCAGAAUUGUGAAGAUGAAUCAUCAUAGUAUUAUUAUAAGUAAUCGAUGGAAAAUAGCAAUUAUGAGACAACGAGUUUUAGAAAAGUUGUUAGGGUUAGUGAUUGUAUUAAAGAUAAUUGGUUGUGAGAGAGAUGUAGUUGUUAUAGAGGUAGAGAAAGAAGAUGCAGAUAAGUUUGAGUUAUUUGAAUUAGUAGAGUUGUUUGAUAUUUUAAUCCAAAAAUUUCAAAAAUGUAUUUAA